AUGAACGAAAUCGUGGUCACUUCAUUUCUUGGAUUCCUUCUCUGGACCGACGGCCAAGAUUAUUUCCACUACCGAUACCUCUCGAUGGAACCUUCCUACUGGCAAAAACAAAACCAACCCCAUCCCAGUCUCCUCAAGAUACCUAGGUCUUUUUACUACCCUGCUAUCCCCUCUGAAAUUACUCCAGCCUCCUUCCAACUCCCCAACAAAACAUUCAUCAAGCAGUAUAGACCGAUAGACUGGGGUCUGUCGAUUCCGGAGAGCAUGCUUGUGGAGACGGACUUGACGUGGCGCGGACUAUGGACCACAUAGGAAUGUUUGAGAGUAUUUUGGAUAUGUUCACAAGGAUGGUUUGUCUAGUGGUAUGCUCCUCCAACGACACGGGAAGACGCUGGAUACAACAGUCAAAGAUGGUGAUCCCUUCGACGUCUUCUCGAUGGAAUAAAGCUUGAUCUCGAGCGUCUUCAUGGGUUUGGACUUGUGCACGGUGACGUUGACCCACGGAACAUCUUGGUCGACUUUACUCCUACGUCAAUCGUUACCGAUUUUGACUCCCGUUCUCGCUGUGCGUAUAAACGGCAGGGGCACCACGCUUGGAUGGGCGAACCACGCCGAUAUCGCAGAGGGGGGAAACUGGUACGGUUCGAGUAAGAUUGAAUCAUUCGAGGCGGGAAGGAGGAGUCCGAAGUCGACGUCUCCGAUGAGAAGGGGAAAGUGAGUGCCAUUGAU
Molecule: messenger RNA, 729 nt
Organism: Stereum hirsutum FP-91666 SS1
Lineage: Eukaryota; Fungi; Basidiomycota; Agaricomycetes; Russulales; Stereaceae
Exons: 2
Coding region: 1-312 (103 amino acids)
Source: RefSeq, a predicted model, not a curated record